AUGCUAGACAACAACGAAGAAGAUCUAGAGCGGCUCGCGGAGCUAUGUCUCUCCACAGCGAAGCAGAUCAAGCAGCAUCUCGCUUCGACCGGGCAACCCCAGAUGAGUUUUGAUCAGAAUGGCCCGCCGUUCUUCCCUCAUGCAACCAGUCCUCUGGACAUUCAGCUGGCGAGGCUGGAUCUCCGUGCUGCCGCCAAGAGGCUUUAUGAUCUUGUCUCUGGCCCAGAUGAGGUCGUCGCUUAUAAUACCUACAAUAUUACCCACGACCUCAACGCCUUCCACUACGUAAACCACUAUUCCAUUGCGUCCGCCGUCCCCUUGGACUCCAGCAUCAGCUACAGCGCCCUCGCGACCGCCCUCUCCCUCGACACGAAGCAACUCCGCCAGAUGCUUCGCCAACUCAUCCAAAUCCACGUCUUCCACGAGCCCACGCCCAAUGAAGUGGCACACACCGCGUCCUCGAAACUCCUCAUCACACACAGUGGCGUCGCCGCCUUCAACGCCUACAUCUCGCGCGACGUGUUCCCCAUGGCCGUCAAGCAGGUCGAAGCGCUCGAACACUUCGGCCACGGCAAUCAACACCCGCACGAAGCCGGACUGAACUUCGCGUGCGGUACCGAUCUGCCCAUGUACGCAUACUACGAAAGCCCGGGGCAAUCGGGCGUGCGCGGGCGUUUCUCCCAGCUGAUGACCUACGUGAGCUCAUUCCCCGCGAUGGAUAAAGAGCACGCGGCGCACGGCUUCGCGUGGGAUGCGCUACCCGCGGACAGCGUGGUGGUCGACAUCGCCGGCAACGUCGGCCACUGCUCGAUCCAGAUCGCACGGACGAACCCGUCGGUGCGCAUCAUCGUGCAGGACCUGCCGAAGAUCGUGGCGCGCGCGACCGACCCGGCCACGAGCGUGAUCCCGCCCGAGCUGCGCGACCGCUUCACCUUCCAGGAACACGACUUCUACGCGCCGCAGCCGGUCAAGCACGCCGCCGUGUAUUUCCUGCGCAUGAUCAUGCACGACUACUCGGACGCGUACUGUCUCAAGAUCUUGCGGCGCAUCGUGCCGAGCAUGGCGCCGUCGAGUCGCAUCGUCAUCAUGGACCAGGUGUCGCCGCCGGUCGGGGUCGUGCCGAGCGCCAUCGAGCGCAUGAUGCGCACGCAGGACCUGCAGAUGAUGUUGUUGACGAAUGCGCGGGAGAGGGAUGCCGCCGAGUGGCAGGAGUUGAUUGCGGGCGUGGUUGUUGAUGAUGAUGGCGAUGGGAACGAGAGCGUGGAUGACCAGGUCUUGUCGACCAAGACGACGAGGAAACUGGAGAUCAAGAAUAUCGUUAGUCCACAGGGAAGCACAAUGAGUCUGAUUGAGGUGGGAUUUGUCGAUGACGUUGUGCCCGUUGCUAAUGGUGUCUCUGAUACCAGUGCUGAGUGA
This is a messenger RNA of Exophiala bonariae, 1416 nucleotides long. RefSeq lists its product as uncharacterized. The record is from RefSeq and is a predicted model, not a curated record. The coding region runs from base 1 to 1416 and encodes 471 amino acids. The transcript has 2 exons. Gene Ontology annotation, molecular function: O-methyltransferase activity. NCBI's taxonomy places the organism in Eukaryota, Fungi, Ascomycota, Eurotiomycetes, Chaetothyriales, Herpotrichiellaceae.